This is a messenger RNA of Lycium ferocissimum, 2495 nucleotides long. Its product is annotated as DEAD-box ATP-dependent RNA helicase 21. NCBI's taxonomy places the organism in Eukaryota, Viridiplantae, Streptophyta, Magnoliopsida, Solanales, Solanaceae. Gene Ontology annotation, cellular component: catalytic step 2 spliceosome. The transcript has 2 exons. Gene Ontology annotation, biological process: mRNA splicing, via spliceosome. Gene Ontology annotation, molecular function: RNA helicase activity; RNA binding; ATP binding. Bases 37 to 2208 code for a protein of 723 amino acids. The record is from RefSeq and is a predicted model, not a curated record.
UCAACACUAAACCCUAUCUACAUCAGCCGGACAAAGAUGAGCCGAGCAGUAGACGACCUCGGAAUCACCGUGAAACCCGAUCCAUCAAAGAAACUCGUCUUCCUCACUAAAGCCCAACGUGAAGAACUCGCCCUUAAACGCCGCCACGACGAAAUCGCCGAACAAAAACGCCGCUCCGAACAACAACUCCAACAACAACACCGCCCUUCCUCUUCCGACAACAACCACGACCACCACCAUGACAGAGAUCGUGGGGACCACCACCGCCGCGACCGAGACCGCGAAAGAGACCGCCCUUCCUCUUCCGACGACCACCACCGUGACAGAGAUCGUGGGGACCACCACCGCCGCGACCGAGACCGCGAAAGAGAAAGAGAACGAGACUCCGAGCGUCGUAAACGAGAAAGAGAGCGCGAUGAAGAGUUAAAAGAACGAGAACGAGCAAGAUUAGAGAAAUUAGCGGAACGAGAACGCGAAAAAGAACUCGACGCUAUUAAAGAGCAGUAUCUCGGGUCUAAAAAACCUAAGAAACGGGUCAUUAAACCUAGUGAGAAGUUCCGGUUUUCAUUCGAUUGGGAGAACACUGAGGACACGUCGCGCGACAUGAACGCGUUGUAUCAAAACCCUCAUGAAGCGCGAUUACUCUUUGGUCGGGGUUUUCGUGCUGGAAUGGAUAGAAGGGAGCAGAAGAAACUCGCUGCGAAAAACGAGAGGGAGUUAAGGGAAGAGAUAAGGAAGAAAGACGGUGUUGAGGAGAGUGCGGUUGAAGCAGCUGCGUUGAAGAAGAAGGAAAAGGAUGCUGAUUUGUACGAUACGUUCGAUAUGAGAGUUGAUAGACAUUGGUCUGAUAAGAAGUUAGAGGAAAUGACGGAGAGAGAUUGGAGAAUAUUCAGGGAGGAUCAUAAUAUAUCGUAUAAGGGUUCGAGGAUACCACGUCCUAUGAGGAAUUGGGUUGAGAGUAAGUUGACGAAUGAGUUGCUUAAGGCUGUUGAGAGGGCUGGAUAUACGAAGCCUUCUCCGAUACAGAUGGCUGCUAUUCCGCUUGGACUUCAGCAGCGCGAUGUGAUUGGUGUUGCGGAGACUGGUUCGGGUAAAACUGCUGCUUUUGUGCUUCCUAUGUUGACGUAUAUUACUAGGCUUCCUCCGUUGAGUGAGGAGAAUGAGGCUGAGGGGCCGUAUGCGGUUGUGAUGGCGCCUACGCGAGAAUUGGCUCAACAGAUUGAGGAUGAGACUGUUAAGUUUGCGCACUAUUUGGGUAUUAAAGUUGUUUCUAUUGUUGGUGGGCAGUCCAUAGAGGAGCAAGGUUUUAGGAUUAGGCAAGGUUGUGAAGUUGUGAUUGCGACCCCUGGGCGACUUCUUGAUUGCUUGGAGAGACGUUAUUGUGUUCUGAACCAGUGUAAUUACAUUGUUCUUGAUGAGGCUGACCGAAUGAUUGACAUGGGUUUUGAACCUCAAGUUGUUGGUGUACUGGAUGCUAUGCCUUCGAGUAAUAUGAAACCGGAGAAUGAGGAUGAAGAGCUUGAUGAGAAGAGGAUUUAUCGAACCACUUAUAUGUUUAGUGCUACCAUGCCACCUGCCGUAGAGCGGCUGGCUAGAAAAUACUUGAGAAAUCCUGUUGUUGUGACUAUUGGCACUGCUGGAAAGACUACUGACCUCAUCACUCAGCACGUGUUCAUGGUGAAGGAAGGGGAGAAAAUGUAUAAGCUGCAGAAGUUGCUUGAUGAGCUUGGUGAUAAGACGGCUAUUGUGUUCAUCAACACUAAGAAGCAGGCUGAUAGUGUUUCCAAGAAUCUAGAUAAAAAUGGCUACAGGGUAACCACACUGCACGGUGGAAAGUCACAGGAGGCGAGAGAAAUCAGCCUUGAAGGAUUUAGGACCAAGAGGUAUAAUGUGUUAGUUGCUACUGAUGUUGCUGGUCGUGGUAUUGAUAUACCUGAUGUGGCCCAUGUGAUAAACUAUGACAUGCCAAACAACAUUGAAGCAUACACCCAUCGUAUCGGACGUACAGGUCGUGCAGGAAAGACAGGUAUAGCCACAACAUUCUUGACCAUGCACGAUACCGAAGUCUUUUAUGAUCUUAAGCAAAUGCUCACACAAAGCAACAGUCCUGUUCCCCCCGAACUUGCCAGGCACGAGGCUUCGAAAUUCAAGCCUGGAAGUAUUCCUGACAGACCACCUAGGCGGAAUGAUACUGUAUUUGUUCAUUAAAGUUGGAAUUGCUACAUAUGCUAUCACACUGGCCAAGUAUUGAGAGUUUGGAUCUGCUGAAACAUGGAGCUAGGUGGAGGAAUGAUGGAGUUGGUAGAUAUAGUGGAGGAUUCCAACAUAAUGGAAGUGAAGUGGUAAACACGCUUAUAAAUGAGUUUCAUUCUGUUACUAACAAGUAAUGUGUUGUUAAUUUUGCUGAAGUGAUUUGCUUUCUUAUCUGAUUUGGUUUUGUCCUGUAAACUCUUGUCUCGUUUCUUGUAUUUCUGUUAUACAUUACUUUAUCUUAA